Molecule: messenger RNA, 741 nt
Organism: Leptopilina boulardi
Lineage: Eukaryota; Metazoa; Arthropoda; Insecta; Hymenoptera; Figitidae
Exons: 3
Coding region: 1-741 (246 amino acids)
Biological process (GO): DNA integration
Molecular function (GO): nucleic acid binding
Source: RefSeq, a predicted model, not a curated record
AUGACAUACUUUUCGGGCAGACUAAGAGCACUUGAGAAAAAAAUGAAUCAAGAAAAAUUAGCUCUCAUUAAAGAGUUACACAAGCCUGCGAGAAGAAAUUAUUCAAGACGAAAAUUUGACAUUCGAGGAAUCGAUGAAACUUUGCUAGCCGAUCUUGUGGAAAUAACGACAUAUGCAAAAGAAAAUAAAGGUUACAAAUACAUUUUGACUGUCAUCGAUAUUUUCUCAAAAUUUGCCUGGGCUGUUCCUGUAAAGAAUAAAACUGGUGAAGACGUUACUGCUGCUAUGAAAUCAGUACUGCAUCAAGGUCGUGUGCCAAAAAAUUUACACGUUGAUCAAGGAAAAGAAUUCUACAAUACGCACUUUAAGAAUCUCAUGAAACAAUAUAAAACAAAUAUGUAUUCUACAUUUAGUAAUUUAAAAGCUGUAAUUUGUGAACGAUUUAAUCGUACAUUAAAAAAUAAAAUGUGGAUGCAACUUAGUUUACACGGAUAUACACCAAAUUGGACAACAGAAAUCUUCACCAUUGAUGUUGUAAAUAAUACUGAACCAACGACUUACUUACUAAAAGAUUAUCAAAAUAAUCCAGUUGCUGGAAAUUUUUAUCAACAAGAACUCGCUCCAGCUAAUAAUCCUGAUAUUUAUUUAGUUGAAAAAGUAAUAAAAAAACGUGGUAAUAAGAUUUAUGUAAAAUGGUUAGGUUUCGAUAAUUCUCACAAUAGUUGGAUAGAAAAUAUGUAA